GGUUAAAUUCAUAAGAGCCAGGAGCGCGCUGCUCUUUCUUAACUGUGCUUACAUGAUAGUGACUUUUCUGCUGAAUCUGUGCCGCGAUUUCUUCCAAGUGAAAAAAUUCGAGUGUCGUAAUUAUUCGUGACGGAUCAUUGGUGUUCCUGAGUUCUCGCAGAUUAAAGGACGAAACAGGCGGGACAGAGACGGCGAGAAUUCAUUGGUUUCUUUUUUUCGAUUCCAUAAUUCGAACGCAUGGUGCUCCUGGACUCUUUUUUCGGACUUUUAUUACAAUCCACUGCCAAAAUAAGGGCAGCCUGGUGACAGUGAUGAGUGUUUCUUUGCUUGUGUUCGUCGAAGCCGUUGUCGAGGCUUACGUGACUGUGACCGUGACUGCUGUGCCGCCGCCACCGCGAUGUGCUUCGCAAGCUCGGCCACCAAGGAGAUGCUGAAGACGUGGCACACGGAUUCGUUUAAAUGGUGGCUCUAAGGGGUCUCAUUGGAAAGCAUGAGGGAAAGAACGCCCUCUGCCGACGAUACCCCGAAGAGGGCUCCACCAGCUCCACCCAGAGAAGCGGCCUCGGCGGAUGUAGCUGGUAGCAAGACGAACAGCGAGACGGCAGAAGUUUUCGCCGUGGCUAAGUUCCCCUCGGCCGCGGCAUCGUCGUCCACGACGACCCCACCGUCAUCCUUGUCGAGCGUGGACGCCAGGAUGGUUGCCUCCGCCCACAAUCUCGACGAUCCGACCGCGGGCCAUCCGGCGAACGUGAACGGCGACCGCCAACAGCAACAGCAACGCGAGGAGAAGCACGGCCACGUGUACAGAUCGGCGCAGCAGACCGCCCAGGACAAGAGGAGCAGGCUCAGCAACGUGAUCAACAAUCUUAGGAAAAAGGUUCCCGACUCGAGGAACGGGGAGUCGGCUGGGAAGAAGGAGGAGGACGACAGGAACAGCGUGGAGAGGAACCUCGAGACCCUGGAAAAGUACGUGAUGACGGUGUUGAACGGUGUGAUCAAGGACGAGGAGAAUGACAGAGAGGUAAGUAAGAAGAAGGAGGCCGAGAAGAAGAAGGAAGGCGACAAGUUGGCCGAGGAUCGGGAAGAGGACGAGGAUCCGAAGGGUUUGGCCGCCAAGUUCGAACCCUCGAAGCCUAACGAGAGCAGGACAGAGGCAGCCGUCUUCCUCGCGGACAAACCCGACAAACCUGACAAGGAAUUCUCUUUGGAGCUUCGUAAAAUUGAUGCGAGAGGCGAGAACUCUUCGAGGAGCGAAGAGUCGGUUUGCGCGGCGUGGAAGGAGAAAAGCCAGGAGAAAAGCCUCCUCCUCCUGUCCGAGGAUGCGUCAGGGAAGGAGAAGGAGCCCUCUAAGAGAGGGGAAGAGGAGGAUAACGUUUGCAUAGGUAACGACAAGUGUUCCCCCUGUAAGGAGAUAAAGUGCGAGGAGCAGUCUGUCCAAGAGGCAGGGAGGAAUGAUAAUCAGGAAGAGGAGAGGAGAGAGAAUCGUUCCCUGGGAACGAUCAUUAUGGAGAGAUUGAGCGAGAACUUGUCGGAUGGUGGAAACGUGGAAGGGAGCUUGGUGGAUGAUGCGAAAGAUGACGAAUUGGUCUCUGACAACGUCGAGUUGAGAAACGUGUGCAGAGAUUUGUUGAACGAUCUGUUGAACGAUAUCAAUCAAUUGAUCGACGAGAACAGGCGGAGUAAAGAGGAGACGAAGGCGCGGUUGGAAGGCAUCGAGGAAUCCAAAGAUUCGUCCAGGAUUCAAGAUUUCGCUAUGACGAGUCUUCAUUGUAGUCUGCCCCUGGAUAAAGUGGCCUCAGUGUUGCAGAAUUGUCAGACGAGCGAAUUGGCUGCUCCUCAAUCGCCUUCUUCUUCUUCUUCUUCUUCUUCCUCCUCUUCCUCUUCUUCUUCUUCUUCUUCUUCCCAGGGCUCCAAGUCUCCCAGCAAACCAUCCUCUCCCACCGUCAGACAUCUCUGCUUGUACUGUGAUCGCAAGUUCAUGUCGAUAUCCCUGAGGCAACGGCACACCGAGAGAGUUCAUCAGCAAGGGGGCGGCAGAAGGUCGGAAAGGAACUCGAGGAAACCGUCGCAGAACUGCCAGUAUUGCUCUGAUAGAUGCGCGGAAAGCUUGGAAGGUCUGUUCCAGCACAUGAUCGGCACCCAUGGAGACAAGUACCAUGCUUGUUUGCAGUGCUCUACCAGGUACCUAACCAGGGAGGCUCUAGCAGUUCAUAUGAACGAGAAUCACGGUGUGAAUCUCGCGGAGAGGAAUCUUCAAAUUCAGUCCCUUUCACAGGAGAAGUUGAAGGAAUCCUCUUCCCCCUGCAAGGAGCUAGGCAACCAAAGUCCCCACGACAGGGCAGAUCCGUCGAACCACCCCAAAGAGAGAAGAGGCGAGGAAACUGAUCACGAACACCGAGCGGAAACCAGUUUGCUGAAACCAAUGCACCCGGUGAAAGACAACUUCAGCAAUCCGGGGAGCCCGGAGUUCGACAGUUCCUUUUACAGCAGCGUGAGUUGCAACAUCCGGGAGAAUCUUCUUCACCAUUUGGAUGGAAAACUUCAGAGCUCGUCGUCUGCUAUAGCGUCCAACGGUGUGUCGAUAACAGAGGCGAAACCUCAGCAGCAACAAUCACAGCAACAACAGUCCUAUUACGAGCACAACGUUAAUCAGAUACAAUUCCCGAUAGAUAUAUCGUUAACAGCCGCGACACCGGUUUAUUCGAAGGAAUACAGUAGCGAGGAGUACGAGAAUAAUAGCGAGUACGCCCAGAAGCCUGGUAAGAGUAAUAGGUCCCAUCCUAGGCGAGUGUCUUUCGAGAAGUACAACUUUCCUAGGAAAUACGACGGGAAAGAGCAAUGGACCUGCUCGAUAAAAGAUCUCAGCAAGUUUGAUAUAUCCACUCAAUUGACACUGAGGAAGAAACAACAGUUGCUCAAGGAGCGUAUAAGUCUAAACAGAUUGCAUCAGCUCACCCUUCUUGGACCUUGCGAGAUCGUCCAGAACGAACAGAAUCACGGCUCUAAAAGUCUCGAUAUAUCUAACAAUUCGGGAAUAGUUGUCGUUAACGAUCCAGAUAUUGAACAGACAUCCCGUUGCGAAGCUUUGAAAUCGUCGAUGGAGAACAAACACGAAUGUUCCGAAGUGAAAUCGCUUCAGGGUACCGAGUUCACUGUAGAAUUUGGCAACUUUUUGAGGUUAAGGAAAUGGGACGAGAAGAUGACUAUCGAGGCUGCCAAAAAUCAGGAAGUUGUUUACGCCGAGUUGACAGGGGAAUGGUCGAGGCCGAGGGUCUACAUCUGCGGCGCCUGCGCUUCCAAACAUGUAACCUUGAAAGAUAUGGAGGACCACAAAGCGAUGACUCAUCCAAAUGUCUGGUGUUCGCAUUUCGAGUUCUCCGGUGAUCAAAGAGAACUCUAUAAACAUUUGUUUCUACCAGGAAAGGAUAUGCCUACAGCAAAAGCAAGAACGGCUAUUUUACCAGAAAAGGUGUGCACUAAGUGUUCAAAGAACUGUACGACUUUACCAGAGUUGCAUAGGCAUAUGUUGGAGUGUGGAGGAGAUCAAGCUUGGUUAUUAGGAUUGUUCGGCAAUGGAAAGAAAAAGUGCAAGUGGAGACCGUUUGGAAGUCGUAGUAGAAGACGAAGGCAGCGUGGCAUGAAAAGAAACAUUCAAAAUUCUCAAACUCCAAGGGUGAAUACUCCUAAAGAAAAACAACCCACGGGACCGAGAGUUAGACCCAGUGAUAGGGAAAGCAUACAAAAGAUGUUGGCCAACUUACCUCCAAAAAGAGCUACCAGAAAAGUGUUGCAAGACAAUACAUUGAAGACACAGGGUAGACUACGUACUGCGCAAACCGGGAGAACGAGGCCGCGAAUGGUCGGCGAUAAUUCAACCGCUUCCCGUAUGUCCCGGAACAAGGCCGUCCUGAGGAACAAGCUGCUGAAGAACGCCAAGUCGAUCCAACGGAAUCGUUGCCGGAUCGACAACAUAUCGGCCGUCAUCGAGAGCGUGGUGAGAAAUUACACGCCUCGCGACGAGAGGAGGUCGGGCGACAAGUUGGAGGAUGUCGCGAGGGAGGGAGGAGGGAUGACCGUUGAUAGGAAAGAAACCAAAGAGAGGGAUUCCAUCGCGUUGGAUGCGUGCACCAACGCCAUUGCUCCGGACGAGACGAGGGGCGGCAGAGGUAAUAAAGUGGCGAGGGGGCCGAGGGUGUUGGGCAAGAGAAGGAACGUGAGGACGAAGGAGAUGGCGAAACUGAGUGCUUUGGAUCAAGCUAAGAGGACUGGCAACCCCUUCAAGGCGUCCAAAUCGUCGUCCAGAGCAGCUUCCUCGAGGAAUCUCACCUCGGAAACGAAGGGAGAGCCGGGUUGCGAGGCCGCGAAACCAACCUCCUCNUUGAACGCCUCCAUCAAGGCCAAGUCCCAGCUGAGGACCCAGGAUGGGAAAUUCGCGAGGAAUCCCAACAAGGAGUUCCUGUCCCCUGUUGUUCACAAACCGCCCGCUGAGAUGAGGUGUCCCGUUUCCGGCCGGUUGACGGCGAAGCUGAGGAACGGCGAGGCAGGGGGAGGAGGGGGGCAGCAGGAGUCGUCCGUCACGAGGCCGAAAUUGAGGGAGAUGUUCAAGAGCGGCAAGGAUGGCAACGAGCAACAGGUGGCGGCGCCGAAGAGGAUCACGAGGCUCUCCUCCGACAGCGACAAGAUGCCCACGUUGGAACCCGCCGUUCUCCAAGCGUCCUCCAACUCGUCCAACUUGGAGGAGUACUCGGAGGCGUCGACCAACGUGGAUCUACCGAUCCUGUCCCCGGCCACCGCCACCUCAGGCCAGGAGAAAGUAAGUCUGCCGCGUGGCAAGGGUGCGAUUGUUGGCAGCAGGAACUUGGGCGGAGGGAGAAGCUCGGAGGAAGGCGAGAGAAUGGGGAUUGAAGGAAGAGGCAGGGAACGGGAGGUGGAAGAAUCGGAGAGGGAUGAAAAAUCGGUUAAGGGGAGGAGGGCGAAGGGGGAGAGCGCGAGAAAUUUGGACGUUUCGAGGGAGGAAGGGAGAGUUAAGGAGAAAUUGAAGAGGAGAAGCGCCCCGGCCAGGAUAAUACUACAGGAGGAGAGGAGAGGUGAGAAGAAGAGUGGGGAGGAGGCGAGGAGGGAAGCGAAACAGAGGAAGGAGGAGGGGAAAUUGGAAACGAGAGGCAGCAAGACGAAAUUGGACAGAGUGUUGGUCGUGGAUGACAGCCCGUUAAAGAUUCAUAGCGUCCCUUUCGAGGUGAAGAAGUUGAUAGGGUCGGACAGUAAGGAGGAUUUGUUGACGAAGUUGGCGUUGACUUCAAGGAUCGCCACUUCCAAACGUUGCCUCAGACAGCCCGCUAAAUUCAAAUUCGAGCAGGAGAGGGGUAAAUUUCGCAGGGAUUUGGAUUUGGAAAGGGCCCAACUUGAUUCAGGAUCCGUCUCGGACGCUUCCACGAAGAAGGAGAAGUUGGACGCUAGGAGGAAGUCGUUGAGGAAAACGGACAAGAAGGAGAGGAUUAUCGGGUCUAAGGAUGAGAAAGCGUUGGAGGACAGUUGUAACGGGAUGAGAGAGGCGGUGAACGAGGCGAGACCGGCGGUCAGGGGGCGAAGGAGCAGCAGUCUGUCGAACGAGGGCAAAUCAUCGACGAGUUCCUAUCAAAUGUCCGACUGCCAAAACAAGUCGGAGCUCGAAACGGUGGACAAGAGGCAAACUAGGGGCUCGUUGUUGAAUUCCGCCGAGGGUGAAGUUCAAAACGAGCUCGUGGACGUUGGCGGGUCGACGAAGAGGAACAGUUUUGGAAAGAGGCGAGGCAGAAUUAAAUCCGGCAAUCUGGAAAUGAUCGAUAAAAAGAGCGUCGAGGCGUCAAAGAACGUGGUGGUGGAAACUGACAAGAGUAAUUCGGCCGAAGUUAUCGAUAAAGUUAAUUCGAUGGAGCAGAAUGAGGUAAACUCUGAUUGCAAAAAGGAUGUCGCGAGCGAGGAGAUUAAAGUUGUGAGGAGCAAGGAAGAAGGGGACGAGAAAGCGUUGUCCAAGGGUUGCGAGAAGGAGGAAUCGAAAGAAAUGUCUAAUUUUUCAGGGAACGGUGAGGCGAUCAAGGUGAAUGAGAAUUUAAAUUUGCAAUUGGAAACGAGUAACUCCAUGGACAGUGGUAAGGAGAACGCGUUGGAAAAGCCUGCACCCGUUCAAAAGUUGAAAGUUGGCAGGCCCAGGAAAUCGUGGGGGGUCAAGAAAGAGAGAGUUUCGAAAAGAUCUUUGAAUAACGUAAUUGGCAUUCUUACAGAAGGCAUGAACAUCCCUGCAGAGGCUCAACAAAAUGUUUUAAACGCGCAAACAACCGUGGACAACGUGGAAUCUCACGAAUCUUUUCAAAACAACGUUCAACAAUCCAGCAACGAAACCUCAAUCAAGUCGCAAAAUUUGGAUAAAAAUGUUAAAUCCUCGAGAAACACCGUUCAAGAGCCGAUGAAUAAUUUUGAUAAUCAGUUGAUCGAGAGUACAUCUCCCGUUCAGAAAGUUGCCGCUGAAAAUUUGAAGCGGGAUCCCGAGGUUCCAGAAACUUCCAUCAAGGAUUCGAACUUGGUUAAAUCAAUGGAGAAUAAUCAAAAAGUGGAAUCGUUCACCAAAGAUGCGACAGGGGAACAACCAAUGUCCCCAACCAACGAUAUCAUUUUGGAUUUGUCGAGGAGGAAGCAGAAAGGUAAAGGGUCGUUCUUAGAGAAAAUAGUUUCGAAGAUAGCCAAACAGAAAGAUGCUUUGCUCGAGGGUGAGGUUGGCUCUCUAUUGGACACCGCUGCCGACGAACUCACCAGCAUAUUGGAGGAAGUCGGGCCUGCUUUCUCAGAGGUCGGUAUCGACAAUUCAGCUGAACCGAAAGUUAAAAGUAAAACGGAGAUUCAAGAUAACAAACGAGAAAUUAUGAAAGAAUCGACUAAUUGCCAGAAUAUUUUAACACCCGAUACUUGUGAUAAGAAUUUGGAAAAUAAUGAUUCUGGUGUUAAAACUGAAGAAGAGAGGAGAAACUCGAUGGAGGAGGAACGCGUUAAAAAAUUAGAGACCAACGUUUGUGAUGCAGAAGAUGGAUUUACGAAUACUUGCAAGAAAGAAGGAAUUGCUGAUAAACGGAUAGAAACGAAAUUGCAAGAAGAAAAACAAGAAACGAGAAACGAGACAUGUUCGAGCGAGAAAGUGACUCGCCACAAUGAAAUUGUCGUACAUUCUGAUGAAAGUGAAAUUCGAUUAUCCGUUGCUGAGAACGGUUUGCAUUCUCAAGAAGUGGAAAGUUCUUCCGUGGAGAAUUUGUCGAGGCCGGGAGAGGAAUCGAUGAACGAAGAGGUGGGCGAAGAGACAAAGAUGAAAAGGAAGUCGAAAAAGAGGGGAUUAGAGAGGAAAUCGCCAAAGAAGAACAAAAGAAAGUCCACUGAGUCGGCAGAUAAUAAUACCGAGGAGAAUUUAAUUUCUGAGAAUUUGAUGACCAAUGACGUGAUGAGAUCAAUUGAAAAAUCAAAGCAAGUGCCUUCUACCAAAGAAAACAUUAAAAACGACUUAUCUACUGAAAUUAACGAAAAUAGAAUAGAAUGUUACGCGAAGAAAACUGACGCAUCCGAAACAACGGAUUCGAUGGACAAAAAGGAUAUCGAAAUACUGGAAAAUUUUUCUGAAAAUAAUAAGAAUUCUGAAGACAAGAAUUUAGAAGAACACGUAGCCACAAAUAAAGAAGAUGCCAUUACCAGUGUUGUGACGAAAAAUGAGGAAAAGAAAUCGCACGUGGAAACGUUGGAUCUGUACUCGAAAGUCGAAUUAUCAACAAGAAGAUCUUCCAAGAAACCUCAUGAGGAAGGAGAAACGAAUGAAUUUAUCGAUGGAAAAACAGAAUUGGAAUCAAUUGAUCCUCCCGUAGAGGAAAUAUCGUCGGCGAGAGGAUCAAAGAGAAAGUCUUUCAGAACGAAAUCUACGAUUCAAUCUCGAGACGAGGAGAGAAGUGAACAGGGAACCGAAACCCCCGAGACCCCUGCACCAAACUUUGUCAACGUUGAAGAAAAUCCCGAAGUGCCUUCGGAAGAGCCGUCUAAAAAUCUUGAGAUCACGAGAAACGAAGUUCCAAAUAUCGAAACAGCAACAACGUUGCAACUAUCCUCGGAGGACUUGUCCGGCCAGGAGGUGCAAUCGAAUCAGCAAGCCGAGAGCACGGAUAAUUUGUCAGAGGCGUCUUGUACGAGCGAUUUCAGUUAUUUCAGAAGGAAACGUUUCUCGAAGAAGAGGAAGGAGCUGCGCGAGCGUUCGGAAGAAGUGCAGACCGACACCUCUAUCACCGACUCGGAAUCGGAGAAGAAUACGGAGAGGAGGCAGAGUUUGAAGAGGAGGGCCAAGAAGAAUAUAUCGUUCUUCACGGAAUUCUACUUGAUGGACGAUUUCGACAUUCCAAUGGAUAUACAGGAUUGCGUGACGCGAGAGGGAGAAGACGAGAGGAAGAAGGAUGAAGAAGGCGGUCGACAAUCGUUAGAGUCUGGAUCUAAACGCGAGGAUGGAGCGGAGGAUAAAUCAUCGAUGGAGGAAAUCGAGCGUUCGAACGAAAUGGCGGAGGGCGAAAAAUCGGGAGACGAGGUUCUUGCGAAGGAAGGGAACGUGGAGUUGAUGGAAGACUCUGAUAGGUUGAUCGUUGAGGAGGAGGAAGAGGAGGAGGAGGAGGAGGACGAGGAGGAGGAGGAGGAGGAAGAAGAGGAGGAAGAAGCGAAGGAGGAUGGGGAGAAAAUGGAGGACGAGAGGUUGGUGAACAGCAGGACGGAGGAUGAUUUCCAGACGCCGAAGAAGAGAGGGGCGGGUAAUUACGUGGUUGUCCACAAGAAGACAGGUGAGAUACUGAUCGUGGAGAAGAGGAAGAAGCUGACGAAGGAGGCUGCCAAGUUCUUCUGCAAUGUUUGCACAACUAGUUUCACGAGGAAGAGCUCUCUGAAGAAGCACAACCAGUCUCAGUCUCAUUUAUUGCAAAAGUCGAAAAAGGAUAAAACGGAGAAUGGAAGCGAAAAUUCAGAGGAUCCUUGCGCCACUGGUCACAAUGAUAGCGAUGAAAAUAGAAGCGUGACCGACGAAUCAUUGAUAAAUGUUUCUUCGAAGGAGGAUGAUGCUGAAAAAGUGGCUGAAGGUACGAAUUCCAUCGUUGACCGGGUGGAAUUGGAUCACACGAAUUCCUGCUUCGCCAAUCCCUUGGAACAGGAUUCCUUGAUCACCUCUCAACCCCAUCAUCAACACAUACUCGAAGACGAACUUUUGGACGAGGAAAUCUGUAAGAUCACCGAGAACAUGAGCCACGACGAGUACGUUAUCAUGGAUCAAAUCAGCCCUGAACCGGAAUCCACGUCAACCCCUAUAAAAAUAGAAGCCAAAAACGUGGAGGAAAUUGGUAAGAAGAGAAAGUACGAAAAGAAGAAGGAGAAGAAAAGGAGUCCAAUCGAGGGACAAAUCAUUUUGGAUAGCCCUGUAUCGGAGAACCCUAAGGAAAAUUCAUCGUUGGCGCGCGUACUAGAUGCAAGCAUGUCCAUCAAAAUUGUAAAUUCUUCGCAUUUUGACGCGACAGAAUCAUCCGACGUUGCAAGUAUAUUGGAGGAUCCGCUCAAGAACCCUGUUGCGAACAAUAUGGAAUUAGCAGGAGGCAGUGUUUCAAGGAUGGAAAAGAACGAUGAUUUUCAGGAACGGUGUUUGGAUUGCGCUCGAAAAUUGGAAGAGAGGCAGGAGGAUGUGGGCAUGGGCAUAGAGGAACCACCAAUGGACAGAGAAAUGACGAAUGAAAUGGCGAAUGAUGUAUAUACGAGUAAUUAUAAAUUAGAUACCGACGAUAAGACUGAGAAUUUUUCAAAUGUUAGGUUAGACGAUAGAGACGAUAUCGAAAAGGAUCAGCCGUGCGAGCGUGUAAGUUUAAAGUUGACCAUAAAUAAACGAAGUAUAGAAGCUUGCAAAGAAAUCGAUUCCGAGAGCAGCAACAGCUUCAAGUUGAAUUACCUGAACACGUUUGAUCUCGACGACGUUGUUAAUAGCGAUUCGAAGAAAAAUUAUGAAAAUAACGCGAACAACGAAUCCUAUAAUUCGAAAACCGAAGUUGGCGGCGAAUUUGAUCGAGACUCGAGCCCUGGCUUGUCCAAAAAUUUCAAGACGAUGGACGAUGGAAAGAAGAAUUUGGAGAAUAAUCCUGAACUGGACGUUUCCAGCAACGGUUUCGAGGAAGAAAGCACAACGAUGAAUCGUGAUGAAUCGUUCCUAAGAGACGACAAGCAGAACGAACCCACAGAGAGAACGCCACGACACGGGAAGUCGAAGAAAGGUAGACCCAGGAAACACGUGCAGGAGCUGGAAAACGGGUCGAAAACGGAGUCUAAAUCUAUCGCGAAAACCUCUGGCAAAUCUAAAAUUAAUCAAAAUAAAUUCGACGAUAUCUCAAAUGACAAAAACCCGAUCGAAUCUUCGAAAACUUUCGACACCGAUGAAAGGUUCAGGUGUUCGACAUCCUCGUCGAAAUCGGAGGAGAAUAACGUCUUAAAGAACGACGAUAAAUACGAACCUGAUAGAAUUGCGGCGAAAAUCGAAUCGUCUAAACCUGAAUCAUUGGGCGAAGAAAGUACUUUCGAAGGGAAGAAGGUCGAGUCGUCGGAGGACGAUCGAAUCGAAUCUUUCCGUUCCGUGGACGACUACGACGAUGCUUCGUCUUCGUCCAGCCUUGCCGACAAACCGUUGUCGCAAGUCUUGUUGGAAAGAGAAGAGAGAUUAGAAAUGUACAAGAGACGGGGAUCUCUCCGCGAUAUUGAUACUCGUAAAACGAACGAAUGUGAUAUCGAUGAUAAUUCAUUGGACGAGUUGAACGAGAAUCGAAAAAAUGGUAAAAAGACGAAUAACGACGAAUUCCUGAGGAUCGCGUCGGACGAGGAAGCUGAAAGAAGGUUGAAAGAUUCCGAUAAGGAUUCGAAAAGUUCGUCGGAAUCGGAAAACGAAGGGAUUUCGUCGAUGGAAAACGAUAAAGAGGUUUACGAAGGGAAAGUGACGAGUCGGAAAUCGAGCAUCGAUCGUGAAAAUUCGAGCAAAAAGGCGCCAAGGAGUCGCAAAUAUUCGAACAAGGACAAUCACAAGGGAUCGAGAGGGAGGAGAUCUUGCGUAAGGAGUAAGAUCAACGAUCUUAAUAGCGAAAGCGACGAGAGCGAGGUCGAGGAUAAAAUCGAGUCGCAGAACAAGAGCAAAAUAGUGAAAAGCGUGUUUGGCAGAGUGUUUGGCAGCGGUGAAAAGCCAGACAAAGUGAAGGAAGUGUUGAACGAUUGGGUGUCCAAAUCGGAGGAUGAUUCGGAUCUCUCGAGGACCGGUUUUAGAUUCUCUAACGAAGCUAAGACCAAAGAGUCCUCCAACGACAAAAAAAGGCACACAUCGUUUACCCCUUCUAGUUCUCCCAACAAGCGUUCUGGGAAAAAGUUGAAAAAAAGUUCUUCCUCGACGGAGAGAGGCAAAGAGACAAGUCUGAUACUGGAAGAAGAAGAGGAGGAGGAAGAGGAGGAGGAGGAGGAGGAAGAGGAGGAGGAAGAAGAAGAUCAAAUGGAGCAUCGUUCUUCCAGAAAGCAUUCGAAAUCGAAGAACAACUCCAGUAACAGGAGGAAGCACGAUGUAGAUUACUUCUUGUCUUUACCAUCUACCAAAUGCAGACAAAGCAAGAAGAGGGCUGAAGAAUUAAUUUCGAGAACUUUCGAGGACGAUUACCUGGACGCCAAUUUGAUUGGCAAAAGCCAAAGAUCGUUGAAAUACAAGGAAUCGAGUUAUGGAUUGAGGAAUCAAGGCAAGCCUGACUUGAUGAUCAAGGACAGUGGCUACGGAUCCUUCAACUAUGAUGAGGAUUCCUCCAAAAUGGUUGCUUUGGAAGAGUCUGUAGAAGAUGAUCAGAAGGCCAAAAGAAGGAAAUUAUCAUGUUCCAGGAAGAGUAAAGGCAAGGGUGAAGAAGAAGCUUGGAGAGAUCUGACGAAUGAUAGGAGAAGUUUGGAGAAUACCAAGGAUUUAGACGAAGACAAGGAAGACAAUUUCGUCAAGGAUUUCCCUGAGGCAGAACCUCUGGCUGGAGGUAGACUAUCAGUUGACCUAGAUUCUUCUCGUAGUUGUAGCAGUCUGGCGCCCAGUAGCGUGAGGAAUAGAUCCCCGAGUAUGGACAGAAACUCUCAAACCACUAGAAACUCUGAUAUGAACGACGAAGAAGAUGAGAAUAUCGCCCACAGACGAAUAUCUCCUUUCUUCGUCUGCGGGACACCCAGAAGUUCCGUGGAGAGUAGCUCGAACAGUGAAAACGAAGAACAAGAUGAGACAUUAAUCGUUAACCAGGUUGCAACUAGAAAGAGAAGUUUAAGCGAGUUUUCUAGCGAGAAGAUUGUGAUCAGAUCGCCCUCUUCGAUCCACAAGAGCGAGGUCGUCACUAUAGCACCCACCGACGCCAUAGAAGACAACGCUUUGGAUGUUCCACAGGAGAUAGAGGUGGCGAAGCCUAGACAGGGCAAGGUAUUGAAUUUUGACGAGGAACUGUUUGUCGAGUGUUGCUCCAGAUUGAAAGCCACCACUGAAAACGAACUCAGAGGCGCUAAGAAGAUCAAGCUUGAUCAUAAUGAAGGUUAUCAUAAGAAGGAUGAUCAGCAUCAAGGAUUCAGAGGGCCUAAGGAUCGGUGGAGGGACGUGGAGAGUCAGAACAGUUUGGGAAGUCUAUUGGAAUCGGUAAAUCAGUUACUGGGCGAAGAGAUGUACAGCACCAGAGAAAGGGAUUACCAAAAGCAUGGCAGUAGAAAUCUAAGGAGUGAGCACUCCAGCAGAUCAGCCAGUCCUGACAUGGCCAGAGCAGAUAAUCUGGGCUACGAAGACAGUCUGGACGUUGCAUUCGAGCACAACAACAAGCUCAGAGACAAAAUUCAACAGCGCAUGAGAGAGAGCGAGAAUCUGAUAGCCAGCACGUUUGGCCAGAAGAGCAAUAACGAGUUGAUACGGGGUGAACGAGGCUUUUCUAAGAAGAAUGAAUUGGAUAUCACGAAAAAUUCGUAUUCUGCUAGUCUGCAAGAUCAAGGACACAUGACUGGUUCGAAUCUGUCGGAUGGAGACUACAAUCCUUUGCACAGUAGAGACCCGCAAGAGGAGCACAACGAUAGAAAAAUGAAUGUGGAAUCUUCAGGGCUCAAGGGUAAAAUGAACUCUUCAUUAGGUGGUUUACUGGACAAAGCAUUAUCUAACUUAUGGCACAGCAAUGAAAAACAUGAUCACAAUGGAUCCACGCCAAUGAAGGUUUUAGCCGAACUAGCAUGUGCUCGUGUCCCAACAUCCACAGCUGAGGAUCCAGUUUCCAAAGAAGUGAUUCAACCUACGAAGAUUUCUUUGACCAAGGAUUCAGUUCCUGAACCAAACUCUAUAACCAUGUCCAAAGACUUACAGAAGAAAUCUAGGAAUCCUAUCAAAGAACUUUUCGAGAGGAAAAAAGAAAUAAACGAGAGGAAACAACAAGAGAAGUCAAAAACAGAUGCAGCUCUUCGAGAAAUAAAUAUACACAAACAACGCAAAACCAAAAAGACAAAGAAACAUCAGGAUUUUCCUUUGAUCCGCCGUAAUGAACACGGAGGUCUGGUUGAAAGGAAAAAACGUCGUGAUGGAUUUGAGAGGAAAGAAGAAUUUGUCUCGGAUAAGAUCAAGGAUAUUUAUGAAUUUGACGAGGAAGAAAGUCAAAUAGAAACUAAUCUGGGUAGUGUCAUGUCUUACAGGAGUAAGCCAGGAUAUGAAAUAAAUUGUUUGAAAACCAAAGAAAUAGAUAUGACUGGCUUAAUGUCCAAGACUAUCGGAGAUAAUCUAGAAAAUGCAAAAACUGAUGAUGUUUUAAAUGACAGAUUAGAAUCUGUGAUUGAUAAAAAGUUCAAGAAACUGGAAAAGUUUGCUCCAAAAACGAAGGGCGCUUUGAAAUCUUUCCAGAGUGAGGAUCAACAACAACAGAUUACUGGACCUAUGGAUGAAUUUGUAGAAAGAAAGCAAUCAAAAGGUAAAAGAUCUGUAGAGCAAUCUCUGAAACAUUCGAAAUUGAAGAAACGUAACAAAAAUUCUAAAAAAAAGACUAGGAAUGCAUGGUAUGAAAAUGAUAGCUCUGAUGAAUACAGAACUGCUAUAAAAGCUGAAGAUAUUGGUGUAGGUAUUUCAAAGAGUCAAAGAACAUGUUCGAAAGGGAAACAAAAUAUUUUUGCAGAAUUAUACACUUCAUCUGAAAGUGAAUUUGAGGACGAGGAAACGGACUAUGAAUCGAGAAAACAGAGAAGAGUGAAAAAGAGCAAUAAGAAAAUAACUGAAUUAGAAAAUGUGGAACAAAGUCAGGAAUCGAUUAAUAAAUAUCAAAUCUCUUCCGAAGACGAAGAUCAUGUUGAUAAUUGGAGGGAUGAAAAUUCGAAGAAUGAUAUCUCUAAGCAUGAUUGUGAUAACAAAAAAUCUGAGUCAGAAAUGUCAGAUCAUCCUUUGGUUAUCGAUGAGAGGAAAGAUAUAGAUGAACAAAGGAAUAGCGAUGAUGAAACUGAAAAUCAAUACGAGAGGAACUUUGAAAUGGAUGAUCUAUAUAGAGAAGACAGUUCCGUUGUUGAUUCAGAAGAGGAAGAUUCAGCUCCUCUCACUGAGUUAUCAAAAGAUCCAGAAGAGUUCAGAUCGAAUGGUCCAAACCUACCAGAAGAAAAUACUGAUACUAAGAAAGAUUACAUACAGGAAAAUGAAUUGAUUCCACUUGAGGAAGCCUUAGAUCUUCUAGAUCAAGCUGAUAAUGGAAAUUCUGUAGGAACAAAAUAUGAUAAUGUAAACAAAACUGGUAAAUCUAUUGAACACGUGAACUCAAUGGUAACAACAGAACCUGAAAAUGAAACGUUUAAUCCUAAUAAAGAAGUAGCAAAAUCUCCUGUUUCUAUAGAUGUACAGGAGGAAGAACCUGACAAUGAACUCCUAGUCUUACCUGAAAAAUUAUCGAGCAAUGAAAAACCGCAAAAGGAAUCUGAAAAUCUUCCAUUACAUGUAUUUUUAAGUAGAAAAGUGCAAGAAUCAAAGAAGAGAAAAGAACAACAACUGAAGAAAAUGCAAGAAGAACAAGAAAGGAUAUUAAUGGAUUUCCAGCCUACUAGAAGACAGAGAAAAUGUGCUAUUGGCAAACAAGGAUUGUUGGCAGAGAUUAGUAGCUCUGAUGAAGAAAUGAAUUCAAAAGAUAAAAAAGUAAAUGAUAAAUCAGAUCAUGAUAAACCGCGAAAACAAAAGAGAGAAUCAAAGGAAAAGAGGAAAGAAAGAUAUAUAGAAAAAAAACACGAACAAAUGAUAGCUAAGGAACAAAAGGCUAUCGAGGAGGAAAUUCUGCGAGAAGUUGGGAAGAAAAAAGAGUCUCUUGCACAAAGUGUUGCAGAUGCAAAGACAGAUAUUAAUAGUACUAAGGAAUCAGAGAAUACGGAAUCAAUAGAAAACAUAAUAGUACAAGAAUUAUCACAAAAGAAAAAAACUAAGGAAAAACAAAAAAAGCAAAAUAAGACAGACGAAGAUUUUUAUGUUAAGAAUAAUCAUGAAGGAUUGAGCGAUUUAGAGAACAAUUGCAAUAAGUUUAUUUCCAUAGAGAGCAAUCACGAGAAUGAAAAUAAUCAGCAAACUCCUGUGAAGCAAAAAAAGCACUCUAAGUCUUUGACAAAGCCAAAAAAGACUACGAAAUUAGAUCAAAAAAUGACAACAGGUAAAAAGAACAAGAAUACGAAUUCUGAAAGAAGGAAUAGGACAGAUUCAAAAGGAUCAAAGGAUAAGGAACGUAGGUCUUCUAGUGGCAAACGAGAUUCUGGCGAUGAAGAAUUGAAGACGACAAAAUCUUGGAAUAAAGUCGAAGAAGGAGUUGGAGUGGCUAUUGGCCGACGAAAAAGAGCAGCUGCUAAUCAGUUAUAUUAUUGGUCGAGCUCCAGUGACGAAGAGGAAAUGCUCGAAAUAAUCCCUACAGUUGAAGAGGAAGAAGAUGAUCGUCAAGAGCAACACGGUUGGAUCGUUGGCGAUUCUCAUAAAAGAAUGAUUACGAUGCUUGCUAUGGAAAAGCAGCUAAAGGAGAAACGACGGAGAAGCGAGGAAGAAUUUGAAUCUGGCAAAACGAAGAGUAAAAAGCAUAGAAACAGCACCUCUUGAUACGUGUUUCACGAUUAGAUUCGUAUUAAAUUAUUAGAAUCAAACUUGAAUAAUAGACACUUUUGUGGCUAGAUUUCUCUGACUGGAAAUGUGUCGAGGAAUAUAGUUCCUUUUUGAAUGUCAGGCUCAAAGUUAUGAAAUUUGAAAUAAGAACUGCGAUUCUUAAUACAUAUUUUAUAAAUAGGAUCAUCUGAGGAAUUAGAACAAGUGAUUGAAUACAAAUAUGUUAUGUCAGACAUAACAGACUUAAGUCAACUGUAAUUUUUAAAGAAAGAGAAAGAGAUAUAUAUAUAUAUAGAAAAGAAGAACAAGAAGAAAGGAGAAACAUAUAAGCAGCAACUUUUGAUACAUAUUUCAGGACUUAGGUUUUUCCAACUAGAAAUGCUCUGAAGAGUCACAUCAUUCUUUUUUCUAAAGAUAAAACUGGAUUUCUUAAUAACAUACAAAAUUACAGUCGAAAAAAAGUGGACUUUUCUAAGGAAAAAUAGUGUAACCGGAUUUUUUGAUACUAGUCUUAGGCUCGCGAAGAUAAACAAAAAUGGUUAGGUUUAUUAAGGUAGCUAAAGGAACAUGUUAGAUAAUAAUGAAAAUCUAAGCCAGCAAUUUUUUUUCAUUACAAAGACAAUGAACCGAAAGAACAGUCUGUAAAAUUAGAUCACAAGAAAAAAUAUAAAAAUUUA
Apis dorsata (giant honeybee) is the source of this 16815-nucleotide messenger RNA. RefSeq lists its product as uncharacterized. Lineage: Eukaryota; Metazoa; Arthropoda; Insecta; Hymenoptera; Apidae. The record is from RefSeq and is a predicted model, not a curated record. The coding region runs from base 491 to 16135 and encodes 5214 amino acids. The transcript has 13 exons.